Bombina bombina (fire-bellied toad) is the source of this 2965-nucleotide messenger RNA. It is a transcript of the gene CASC3, whose product is annotated as CASC3 exon junction complex subunit. The transcript has 13 exons. NCBI's taxonomy places the organism in Eukaryota, Metazoa, Chordata, Amphibia, Anura, Bombinatoridae. Gene Ontology annotation, cellular component: exon-exon junction complex. The record is from RefSeq and is a predicted model, not a curated record. Bases 64 to 2100 code for a protein of 678 amino acids. Gene Ontology annotation, molecular function: mRNA binding. Gene Ontology annotation, biological process: mRNA processing.
UUUUGCGCUGCAUGCUGGGUGUUGUGGUUCUUUGGAAGCCCCGCCGAUUGCCCGCUAGCUGAUAUGGCGGAUAGGAGGCGGCGGCGGAGACGAGCGUCUCAGGAUGAUAGUGAAGAGGAAGAAGAGGAAUCUGGCAGUGAAAGUACUGAGUCUGCUGUUCAGCCAGGACAACAGAAGGUUGAAACCCGAGAACCAGUGCUAAGAAGAGCAGACCAUAUCGUCAAGGGGAAUGAAUCUGAGUGUGAAAGUGAAGAUGGAAUUGAAGGCGAAGCUGUCCUGUCAGACUAUGAAAGUGCUGAAGAAUCUGAAGAGGAAGAGGCGCGUCGACUUAGUGACGAGGAGCCCUUAAAGGAGGAAUUAAAACAAGAGAAUGAUGCUACGGACACUCCAGCUCCGAAAGAGGAGAAAACCAGGCCAAAGGGCACAGUAACAGGAGAACGCCAGAGUGGGGAUGGACAGGAAAGCACUGAACCAGAUGAAAAUAAAGCAGCUAUAAAGUCUCAGAAGCACCUAGAUGAUGACGAGGACAGGAAGAACCCAGCCUACAUUCCCCGUAAGGGACUUUUCUUUGAACAUGAUCUGAGAGGACAUACCCAGGAUGAGGAAGUCAGGCCGAAGGGCAGACAUCCUCGAAAGUUAUGGAAGGAUGAGGGUCGAUGGGAACAUGACCGUUUCCGGGAGGAUGAACAGGCUCCCAAGUCCAGAGAGGAACUUAUUGCUCUGUAUGGUUAUGAUAUUCGAUCUUGUAAGAAUCCAGAGGAUAUCCGGCCUCGGCGACCACGCAAACCCAGAUUCAGCAGCCCAACUAGAAGAGAGGAGAAUGAUGAGAAGCCAUACAGAUUCCAGACCCGCAAUUCAGAUUUUGGCUCUGCCCAACAAGCCCGGCCUUACAACAACCGCAAUGAUGCAGGCUCUGGUAGAACUACCGCUUCAAGAGCCUACACAAAAUCAGGUGGCAAUAAGGAAAACCGUGCCACUUAUCAGAAUGAGGAGGACACAUCCCAACAACCCGUAACAGAAAGGAGGAAAGAGUAUGGGAGCUAUAGAGCGCGUAGCACUGAGCAGACUCCACCACCUAUCAGAAAUGGAUCCCCAGAAGCUGCACCGGCUACCAGAGUAGAACCCAUUAUUGAGAAGCAAGUAGAAGAAACAUCACCGCCUCCUCCAGACAGACCAGUAGAGAAGAAAUCCUAUUCUAGGGCCAGAAGGAGUAGGAUCAAAGGGGUGGAGGGAGGAAAGAAUGAGGAGGCAGCGCUUUCUGAGCUUCCUCCACCGCCUCUAGUUUCUCCCACUCUUACUCAAGAAAUUUCUGCCCCUUCACCUGCUCCCAUGAAACCAAUCAGCUGGGAAGCUACUGUAGAUGGAAGUAUUGCUGCACUAGAGCAGGUGAACCUUUCAGAUCAGAACUGGAGUCCGAACCAACCUCAGUACAUCGCGCCUCAAGGUAUGCCUAAUCACAUUCAUAUGCCAGGAGGACCGCCGCCACAGUACAACCGUUUGGAGGGCAUGCCGGUUCAGGGUGGGCGAGUUAAGAGAUAUUCCUCCCAGCGCCAGCGUCAUGUCCCAGAACCUGCUCCCAUGCAUAUUGGCAUUAUGGAAGGACACUACUAUGAUCCUCUCCAAUUCCAGGGACCAAUAUACGCUCACGGCGACGGCCCAUCUUCUAUGCCUCCUCAGGGUAUGAUUGUGCCACCAGAAAUGCAUCUUCCUCAUCCAGCUUUACAUCCUCACCAGUCUCCUGCUCCCAUGUCCACCCCAAACAUAUAUCCUGCUCCGGUCUCUCUUCCUCCCAGCCAGCCCCCUCCACAGCAGCUCCUACCUCCACCGUACUUCACAGCUCCCCCCAGUGUUAUGAAUUUUGGAAAUCCAACCUACCCAUAUGCACCUAGUGCUCUGCCUCCGCCUCCACCAGCUCACUUGUAUCCAAACCCACAGACACAGUCACAGGUGUAUGGAGGAGUAACAUAUUACAACCCUGUACAGCAACAAGUGCAGCUAAAACCUUCUCCCCCCCGACGUACCUCACAACCAGUCACUAUCAAGCCACCCCCACCAGAGGAGACAAGACAAACGGUAGCAAAAGAGAGAAACAGCUCCUAAGAGAGAGACCAUCUGAAUCGAGGACCACCAGCUCUUUCGUCACCCUGGAUCUACAAAAAAAUAGACACCCCAACCUCUUCCUUUGUAUUACAGACUACACUAAUCCCAUGUACUGACCAAUUUAGGAGAUUUUUUUUUUUAUAUAUAUAUAUAAUUAUUAUUAUUUUGAGAAACAUACCCUUCUGAUCAGGAGUGAGUAAAAUUAACCACAGCCUACAAGACUAAAGCAAAACACUCUGUAGCAGAACUUGAAAAUACAUGAACGUUGGAAGAUUUGCAAGUUAAACGUGCUCCGCAACACUGACAUUUUGUGGUACAAAUGACAGAAACUGGCAAUGGAGUAUGGAUUUAUUCAAUUGGAAAUAAGUGUGGGCGGGGGUUCAAAUAUAUAUUCUAAAUUUGCUGAGAAUUUUGAUAGCCAUUGGGUAUUUUUGGGGCCUAAGUAGCUCUGGAUUCUGUUACCUAAAAAUGGCAGUUCAGAGGUUACAUUCACUGGUUAAUAAACAUACCAUUUUUUUAGUUGUAAUUAUAUUGCCUAUUCCUUAAAUUUCUAGGUUUGAACAGCUAUGGUUUGGUGACCCCAUCAUGUUCAGAGUGGCCAUGUACUUGCAUAUGUAUAUUAAUCCUUUUGCCUCCAGAGAAGUCUAACGCAUUUUUUUUGCUGUUUUAAGGUUUGCUUCUCUGGCAUCAAAAGAGUUAAUUCCCCUGUCUUGUUACAUUUUCAUGACCUAAGCACACUGUGAUGGCUUAAUUUUUAUUGUAUUAUGUGUGUUUUAUGAUUUUAGUUUUCUUUCGAAUCUGUAUUUUUGUGAGAAACACGAAUAAGUUAAUAAAAUCGUGGAGAGAGAUUCUUUAGCGUCCAAAA